Messenger RNA from Penicillium psychrosexuale, 288 nucleotides. Its product is annotated as putative NAD binding Rossmann fold oxidoreductase. The transcript has a single exon. NCBI's taxonomy places the organism in Eukaryota, Fungi, Ascomycota, Eurotiomycetes, Eurotiales, Aspergillaceae. The coding region runs from base 1 to 288 and encodes 95 amino acids. The record is from RefSeq and is a predicted model, not a curated record.
AUGGCGUGCGGUAAAUACCGUGUUCUCAGCCUUGGUGUUGGACUGAACUUGGCGCCCUACAGUAUGACCCAGUACAUCACCCACAAUAAGAUGCCCAAGCAUCCCGAUCUGCAGGCUGUUGAUUGCUACGGCUACGUGCACGCGGAGGGGACAAUCAAGUUCGAGCAAGACUUGCACGUUCUCCGGGAGAAGCCGCUGUCUACCGACAUCAAGUCGUGUAUUUUCUUCCUGUUUGAAAUUACGACAAAUGUUGAUGAAUAUCUUUUAAAGUGCAAAGCAGUGGUCUAG